This is a messenger RNA of Rubroshorea leprosula, 1426 nucleotides long. NCBI's taxonomy places the organism in Eukaryota, Viridiplantae, Streptophyta, Magnoliopsida, Malvales, Dipterocarpaceae. The record is from the annotation of a GenBank genome assembly.
GAUAUGUCCGGUCACCCUAGUUGUCGUCGUUUUUCAGUAGAAGAAAUGCAUAGUGUUGAAGAAAUGGCUUCUUCUGGGAUACCGACACGACAAAUUCUCUCAUCACUAAGGCAAAAAAAUCCAGGCCUUCAAGCAAUCUCUAGAAAUGAGAGAGUAGAAGAUUAUGUUUGGGCUUUAACAAUGUUUAGAGAAGUGCUUGGGCCUAAUUGUCAACCGCUGGUUAUUAUUUCCGAUAGGGAAUUGGCUUUGAUGAAUGCUAUACGAGUUGUUUUUCCAAGUGCUACUAAUCUUUUGUGUGUGUGGCACAUUGAGAAAAAUAUCUUGUCAAAUUGCAAGCGUCACUUUGAGGCACAAGAGGAUUGGGAUGCUUUUAUGUCUUCUUGGAAUGGAGUAAUAAGAUCUUCAAGUGAGAUUGAUUUUGAGAAAAAUUGGAGGCUGUUUGAAGAGUUGUACAAGGAAAGGAGAGAAGUUUUAACUUACAUUGAAAAUACAUGGCUUCCAUUUAAGGAGCAAUUUGUUGAUGCUUGGGCAGAGAAGUUUCCACAUUUCAGACAUCGGGUCUCUUCAAGAGCAGAAGGAGCACAUGCUAAGCUGAAGGCAUAUUUGCAAGUUUCAACUGGUGAUUUUCGUCAAGUAAAAGAGAAGAUUUGUCUUGCAAUUGCAAAUGAAUUUCAAGAGAUUAAAGCCUUACUCUCUAGUGGAAGAAUUCGGAUGCCUCAUGAUUGUAACAAUGCGUUCUUCAAGGAAGUUGUCACGAAAGUUUCCAUGCAUGCCUUGAAAGAGUUAUACAAGCAAUAUGAAAUGGUUAAACAUGGGACAAUGGAUCCUUCAUGUACAGGUCACUUUUUGUCAAGUAUGGGCCUUCCAUGCGCACACAAGAUGAUGACUACUUGGAAAGAUGGGGUGCUUCCUAUUUCAUCCAUACAUUCACAAUGGAGGAUCGACUCACUGUCAUUAACUUGUUCAGAUGGGAUGAUGAAUGAGGAGGACAACUUUAAAGAGAUGCUUAGUGAAUUGCAAGAUAAAUUUAAAAAAUGGCCUCUCAUGCAUAAAGAAAAAGCCCGUGCUACAAUUUCUCAACUUGUUAGUGCAUCACUUCAUUCCUUGAGAGAACCAAGCAAUGGCUCAAAGCAAAAAAGGGGAUCAAGCUCAACACAAAGAGAUCCUUCAAGAUUUGAGAUUGUGGAAAAAAGAAGAAAAUGUAGUGGUUGUAAGAAUUCUGGGCAUGACAUUCGUACAUGUCCCAGCAAGAACAAAGUUAGUGAACAAAUCUCAUAUUCCAUAGCUAACUCACUUGAUGAAUGUGCGAUUGGAGGAAUUGACUCGAAUAUGGUACCUGAUUUGGAUUUUGUCUCUUCCUUUAAUUAGAUAAGGUAAGGCUUUCACUUCAAUAUUUUAAACUUAAUUAUAAAUUGUUGAUUUAAAU